GGGGGGGCAGUGGGGGGGGGAAUGAGACUCAAGACCCCGGAACCGUCCCGGCGAUCGAACCGCCUGAAAGACCAGGCGGUGGUGGCCUCUUCCCUCAAAGCCGAACCCCCCACGGAGGGUGGGACCCCGGGCCCCAGAACCCGUGGCCUCCUGCCCCCGACCCCCCGGGAUCCCAUCCGGAGGGGCACCCGGGGCCGGCGUUCCGGGAUCGGGAUCCAGGAGCCGACGAUCGACCUGAAACAGCUGAAGAUCUCGGUGCAGAAAAUCAAGGAAGAGCCGGAGAUCCUAUCGGUGGAGAAAGCGGGAGAGGGAGAGACCCCGAGCGAAGCCGUCGCCGCCGGGGUGCAGAAACCGUUUCCGCUCUUGCGGACCCGUGGCCGUGUGUGGGAGCCGAGUGGUCACCAGGGGCCGGGCUCGGUGUGCGGUGGGCACGGAGUGUGGGCGCUGGCGUUGGCGCUGAUGGUGGUGGUUGGAGUCUGGUACACACUGGACGAGAGGACCCGGGGGCAGCUGUGGGCGCCUUGGAACCCCGAGCCGUGCGGGAGGGACUGCAGGAUGGUGUUGGUGGAGAGUGUCCCGGUGGGGGUGAGGUACCCUCCGGGGUCUCCCUCUCUGCCCCCCAUCUCCCAGGCCUGGCUGGAGCUGCUGACCAGAGCCAACAGCAGUCUGGACAUCGCUGCCUUUUACGUCACUCUGAGGGACAGUAACCAGUCCCACCCCUCAGCCGCUCAGGGACGGCGGGUGUUUGAGAGCCUCUCUGAGCUCCCGGGGCGGGGAGUGAGGCUGCGAAUCGCUGUGAACGGGCCCCAGAAACACACAGCGGACACGGGAGACCUGGGGAAGAGCGGUGCCGAGGUGCGGGAGGUGGAUUUAGGGGCUCUGACGGGAGGAGUGAUUCACACCAAACUCUGGGCCGUCGACAGGAGUCACGUGUACAUCGGCAGUGCCAACAUGGACUGGCGCUCACUCACCCAGGUGAAGGAGCUAGGAGUGGUGGUGACGGAGUGCGGCUGCCUGGCUCGGGAUGUCGAGCGGGUGUUUGACGUGUACUGGGGUCUGGGUGCCCCAAAUGCCCCCUUGCCCCCCUCCAUGCCUGGCACUGCCCCCCCCUCCAGGCUCCGGCCCCCGCUCCAACUGCAUCUCAACGGCCUCCCUGCCCAGGUCUCCCUGUCGACCUCCCCCCCCACUCUUGGACCCCCUGACCUCAGACAGGACCUCGACGCCAUUCUCCAUAUCAUCAGCGAUGCCAAGGAACACGUUUACAUCUCAGUGAUGGACUUCCUCCCUCUGUGUCAGUACAGCCAACCUCAGAGGUUCUGGCCCCCGCUGGACGAUGCCCUACGAAGGGCGGGGUGUGAGCGGGGGGUGGAGGUCAGGCUGCUGGUUGGCUGUUGGCAGCAUUCACACCCCUCCAUGUACAUCUUCCUGCAGUCACUGACCGCACUCAGCCACCAGCCAUUACAGUGCCCCAUCACCGUGAAAGUUUUCCAGGUACCGGCUGGGGAGGAGGAGAUCCCGUUUAGCCGAGUUAACCACAACAAGUUCAUGGUGACGGACCGGGUGGCCUACAUUGGCACCUCCAACUGGUCUGGCGAUUACUUCACGAGGACGGCCGGGGUGGGGUUGACGGUGAAUCAGUCGGACGGCGUUCCCGGUGAUCCCGGCUCGGUGCGGCGCCAGCUGGAGGCCGUGUUCCUUCGGGAUUGGAAUUCCGAGUACGCCCGGAAGCUGAGCGACUCCGACCUCACGCUCUGUGGCCCUCAGGCGGGAGGAGAGUGAGCACCGAGCAACAACCCUGCGACCGGCCAAAGGAAAGGGUCACAGGUGGGGAGGGCGGAGGGGGGAGGGGGGAGA
Molecule: messenger RNA, 1854 nt
Organism: Callorhinchus milii (elephant shark)
Lineage: Eukaryota; Metazoa; Chordata; Chondrichthyes; Chimaeriformes; Callorhinchidae
Gene: pld7
Product: phospholipase D family, member 7
Exons: 13
Coding region: 22-1779 (585 amino acids)
Molecular function (GO): catalytic activity
Source: RefSeq, a predicted model, not a curated record